ACGCGUUCCAGCUCUGUAACAAGGACACACAAAUUAAGCAAAACAGCAGCCAACAGCAACAACUGAACGACUGAAAUAGUGAUAUUUUAAGUGAAUUGAAAAGAUUUGUUGUUAUUCACAAAGAAAAUAUCAUAGAGAAACCUUUCGCGAAACGAAUUAGGUACAAUUCUCAUCUCUAUCGCAAUCACGAUCGGGUCUUAAAAGGCGAACAGGAUAAUGAGCUCCUAUCUUGCGGAAGUGCAAAUGUUACUCUUCAAUUGCCCAACGUUCAUGAUGGUUCCACGUAUGAGCUGGAUGAUAAUCAUCUCACACAAAAUGCUGGAGAAUAUGAAAAUACUCUAACAACAGAAUACGGUGAUGGAGCAGAUGACAAUGAUGAUCUUGAUGAAAGCAUUGACCACGUUGUCGAUUAUCUAAUUGAAAGUUCUGAUGAAGAGCUAGAAGAUGAGCUAUCUACAAAAGAAUAGCUGCUUGGAAAACCAGGAGAAGUUUUUAGCGGCGGACUCGCACUACACUAACUCGGCGUGGACAACGGGAAUGCCGUAGCUCGAUCAGACGAUUAGCCUUUUUUGCUGAAUAACCAGGAGAAGUAUCUAACCGUGGUUCUUGCUUGGCUUAAUUUCGCCUAAUUCUUCCGACGGAGUGGGGAGGCACCAAAGUGCGUAACCAAUUUCCGGAGGGAAGGCAAAGGUGAAACUUUCCCGAUUCUGUAUGGAUACCCAAACAAUGAAAAAAGUUUCUUCGUUGAGGUGUGGAUUACAAGUCAAUUUUUAUUCUCAAAAAACCUGUCUUAUAUACUAAAACUCCGUGGGAAAAAGAACAUGAAACAGCAUUACAUCGAUCUCCUUUUUCCUAAUUCGGUAUGCUGAUGCGUUGACCCCUGCCAGGCGUCGGCUAGUGUAGGAGGUCUGUAAUGUAACAAUGUCUGGCGAUUGUUACCCUAUCGUUUUAUGACCAUGGGUAAUGCAUCAUGCAUCUGUGGUUCAAAUGCGUAUGUUUAUUUUCCUAUUGCCUAUUGCCUGCGCGUCGUUUAUUCUAUUCGUCAAGUUGGUCUUUCCUUCACUGCCCUACGACCGUGCCUUGAUCUUCGCGAUGGUCGUUUUUUCAACUUACUAUGUCUGGAUAUUGUCCCCUUUCUGAUAUUUCCAAUAACGCACCAUACUUUCGUUUUCCUCAUGGUAUGAGGUAUCUCUGUGACUCAAGGUUGUUUUCCUAAGAUAAUAUUUUCCGAUGAGAAUUUAUCUUAAACAAAAAUAUUUAUUGAUUUAAAGUUGUUCAUCUAACUCUUGCAUGCCGUUAGUUUAGCUCAAUUUUAUUUUGUCGCGUUCGCAACAGCAUCCGUUACCGGGCGUUAUCCACAAAUGCCUCGUACCGCUCGAUCAAUAUGGUACUUAAACUUUUUCAACAAGCUCACGUUAAAGUUCCAUCAACCGCUAAGACGUUGCUGAAAACGGAUCGCAGUAGCUCGACGCAGAUAGCGGAAAUUGGCGGUGGACACUUUUGGUAUCGCGGGAUAAAACGAUGCCUACAAAACUAUUUUCGUACUAAGAAAUCACCUGCCACCCAGCUAUCCCUAACCAUAUCGAUCGAUGGUCUGCCUUUACAUACAAAUAGCAGCAUUCAGUUCUGGCCAAUCUUGUUUUCUAUUCAUGAGCUGCCCCAAGCACCGGUUAUGACUGCUGGCAUCUUCUGUGGAACGACCAAACCCGAAUCUGCAGAAGAAUAUCUUCGUCCAAUGGUGGUCGAAAUGAAUGAUUUGAUGCAGCGUGGCAUAAUCGUUCAUGGAUGUCAUGUCGCCAUAAGACUGCGCGCAAUCGUGGCAGACACUCCUGCGAGGGCAUUCAUCAAAGGAAUCAAGGGACACACCGGAUACGACAGCUGCUUGAAAUGUACCGUCGUCGGCAAAUACAGUCAGGCAGGACGUACAAUGACAUUUCCUGGUACAAACGCUCAGCAACGAACGGAUAAGUGUUUUAGGGACAAUGCAUACCCUGGACAUCGCAAGACGGAAACGCCGUUUGGUGGAUUUGCGGUUCUUCAACAUCAUCAAGGACAUACCAACAGGAGAUCGACUACACUGUGUGGAUCAAGGUGUCGGCAAGCACUAUAUUUUAGGCUUUCGGGAUGGAACGUUGAGAAAGCAACGCUGAACGACAAAACAAUGUGUUCAAAUAUCAAACCAUAUUGAACAGAUUAAGUUGCCGACAGAAAUUCAUCGCAAAAUACGUCCUAUCAAGCAGGCACAUUUUUGGAAUGCGUCGGAGAGCGCGUCUUUUCUUCAUUAUUCUGGGUUCGUAGUGCUGAAACCCCAUCUUACUGAUUGUGAGUACAGACAUUGCUUACUGCUGUUUUGUGCUGUGACAUUGCUAUCCUCUUCAGUUUAUAAGGAGAAGUGGCGUUUUGCUGGCCAAUUAUUAAACAAAUUCGUUGAGGACUUUGAAAGUGUGUAUGGUGAACAACAUAUAAGCAGUAAUGUGCACAUAUUGCAACAUUUGUAUGAGGAGGUGGAGCGAUUUGGACCUUUAGCAUCCUUUUCCACCUACCCAUUUGAAAAUCAGUUGAAAUGUUUAAAAAAAUUAUUACGUAGUGGAUGGAAGGAGCUAGAACAGGCAAUCAACCGACUUAUGGAAUAUGAGGAGUAUUAUAUAGGAAACCCUUACACAGCAUCAAAGCCCUCUAUUUCCAAACGAGGGAAUAUAAUAACAUUUAACCUCCAGAAAGAUUGUGUGCUUCAAAAUAACGAGAAGAAUUGUUGGUAUAUGAGCAAGGAUAACAGUAUUACCAAUUUCAAACAGUUAAUGGCCAAAUGGAAGAUGGCAAUGUGCGCAUUUGCGGGCGUAGGUUGAAUGAAAAAAACUUGGCUUUUGAUUAUCCUUGUGAGUCAAGUAUUUUAAACGCUUACAAAGGAUCCAUUAAAAAUUUAGAUAAGUCGUUUGUGUAUAUAUGCCCGGGGCAAGUUAAAUGUAAAUUACUUGCUAUACCAAGCAUUCGCGAUGAAAUUAUUUUUAUUCCUCUGCUGCAUACACUUGUGGAAUAAAUUCAAUAAAAAAUAAUGUAAAGGAAGUUAUAACUGUUCGUUAUUUAGUACACUUAUUUAGCUGGAAAAAGAAGGUAAUUGAAGCUUAAAAAAUAUGCGAAUAUGACAAAGUAUUGUUGUUAAGCGAAUACCAGAUAAUCGCAGCGGACUAACGAAAUGUAAAAUGCAGUAUCAAGAGGGAUUAAUAAAUUUAAUCAGGUUGUACAUCCAAA
Molecule: messenger RNA, 3249 nt
Organism: Anopheles stephensi (Asian malaria mosquito)
Lineage: Eukaryota; Metazoa; Arthropoda; Insecta; Diptera; Culicidae
Exons: 5
Coding region: 1385-2188 (267 amino acids)
Source: RefSeq, a predicted model, not a curated record